This is a messenger RNA of Rhizophagus irregularis DAOM 181602=DAOM 197198, 3716 nucleotides long. RefSeq lists its product as uncharacterized. Gene Ontology annotation, cellular component: cytosol; membrane; intracellular membrane-bounded organelle. Gene Ontology annotation, molecular function: protein binding; sterol binding. Lineage: Eukaryota; Fungi; Glomeromycota; Glomeromycetes; Glomerales; Glomeraceae. Gene Ontology annotation, biological process: piecemeal microautophagy of the nucleus; exocytosis; endocytosis. The record is from RefSeq and is a predicted model, not a curated record.
UUUUUUAUUCUCUCUUUCCGAUUUAGAAUGUUUAAUUUUCUAUUUAUCAGUUUAAUUAAUUAAUAUCAUUAUUUCAAGUAUUUAAUUUUUUUAAAAAUUCAAAAAAUUAUUUUGAAAUUAAUAAUUAUGACAACAACGCCACAAGUUGAACAAGUUGAACAACAGAGAAGAGUAUCAACUCCAAGUUUAAGGUUAUCUAUAAAAAGUAAUUCCAAUGCAGCUGUUGAAGAUUCUUUAAAAACUUAUAAACUGUUAGAAGCACUCCGAUCAGGAGACACUUCAACAUUACAAACUUUAAUAUCAACGUACACUCUUCCAGUUCCUUCUUCUACUUCUUCCUCCACUCCCACUUCCUCAACCUCAUCACAACAUAAUUUGCCAUCACCACUAACUUUAGGUGUACAAUGUGCCACAACCAACACAAUAGAGUUCAUCAUAUCAAAUUUUGUUGGGAAAAAUAUUGAUCUAAAUCAAAGUGACCAAUUAGGGAAUACGGCAUUACAUUAUGCAUCAAAGGGAGGUAGAAUCGAUGUUAUUGAAUUACUGUUAAAACAAAAAAAUAUUAAUGAUACAAUAAUGAAUGUGGAUGGCAAACAACCUAUCGAUUUGGCUAAAAAUCGGGAAAUUGCCAAUAUUUUAAAAGAAAGCAGAGACGAAUUUGUUGAACAUGCAACAUCAUUAUUUAAGCAAUAUAUAACUAAUUCAAAUUAUUCAGGACUAUAUAGUUUAUUUUCAGAUCCAAGAGCAGUAGCAUUAGUGGAUAUAAAUCAUCAAGAUUCAACAACAGGUGCAACAUUGUUACAUGAUUCUGCUCGGAAAAAAGACAUAGAAAUGGUAAAAUUUUGUAUAGAUCAUGGAGCAGAUGUAGGAAUAAGAGAUCGUAAGGGGAAGUUGGCAAUAGAAGUGACAAAAGAUGAUGAUAUUAAAUCUUUAUUAAAACAAAUUACACCGCUAUUAACAACCACAUCAAUAGUAACCACUUUGGAAUCUAAUCAACCACCAAAAUUAAAAGGUUAUUUAAAUAAAUGGACAAAUUAUGCUGGUGGAUAUAAGAGUAGAUGGUUUGUCCUAGAGAAUUGUAUUCUUUCAUAUUUUAAAAAUCAAGAUGAUGCGGGAAAUUCAUGUAGAGGUAGUAUAAAUAUGAAGAUAGCAAAAAUUUCUAUUGAUUCUUCUGAUAGACAAAGAUUCGAUAUCAUAGGGAAGGGAAGUAUAAGAUAUCAUUUAAGAGCUAAUCAUCCUUCUGAAGCAAAAAAAUGGACCAUUGCUUUAACUCAAUCUACUCAAUGGCAACAACAAAAUCAUAGAGAAGAUGGAGGAAUGGUGUCACCCACUUCUCGUAACGUAACAGGAGAAAUUAAAGAUGAUGAUUCUAGAGUUGGAAGAACCGAAAGUCUUUCUCAACAAAAUAAUGAUCAAAGAUCAAGAUCAAGAUCACCAUCGGAUGAUAGUAUCGAAGUAGAAACAAUACCAUAUGAAGAUUCAUAUCAAAUGACAAUUAAUUCAGCAAAAGCACAAUUUCUUUUACAAAAUCAACAACUUGAAGCGUUAAUUACAAUGUUACCACUACAAUCAUCCUCGUUGGAAGAAGGUAAUGAAACAAAAGAAGGAGCAUUGGUUGAAACAUUUAGUAAAUCAUUAAAUUUAUUACAAAAUUAUGUCGAAGAAAUUCUUAGGAUGACAGAAGAAAGGGAAGAGUAUUGGAGAAAAAAAUUAGAUAAAGAAUUAGAGAUCAAAAGAUUAUGGGAACAAAGUAUGAGAGAUUUAUUUAUUGAACGCAAUGAGAUGGAACAGAUCAUACAAGAUAAUGUUAAAGAAGAAAAAUUAAGAAAAAAACAAUUAAGAUUAAUAUCUCCAACGAAUAGUACGCCAAUACAGAGGGAAUCUAGUGAAAUGGAAGUGAGAAAGAGCGAAGAGUUUCAGUCACGUGCUGUGGACUUAACCGUUGUUACUAAUGGGUUAUCGACGACGAGUGGAGAAAAUCUGAUCACAACUUCUUCAAUGUCCUUGGCGGAUGAAUAUGAUUCUGAUGAAGAAUUUUACGAUGCAUUUGAUGGUUGUUCGGUUAAUGAAGAUAUUAACAAAUCUGCUACAAAAUUACCUUCUGAAUUAUCAUCAGAAGGAAUUAGUCUACCUAAUUCUACCUCCCUGCAACCAUAUAUAUCUAAUUCAUAUUUAGGAUAUCCAGAACAUAUUAGAGAGAGGUUGCCAUUAGAUCAAAAAUCAUUGAGGCCCGAAGUAUCAUUAUGGAGUAUAUUAAAAAAUAGUAUAGGUAAAGAUUUAAGUAAAAUUACUUUACCAGUUUAUUUUAAUGAACCUACUAGUAUGUUGCAGCGUAUGGCUGAAGAUAUGGAAUAUAGUGAGUUAUUGGAUUCUGCUAGCAGACAACAAAAUAGCGCCGAAAGAAUUUUAUAUGUUGCUGCUUUUGCCAUGAGUAAUUAUUCAAGCACUGUCGGUAGAAUUGCUAAACCGUUUAAUCCGUUAUUGGGAGAGACAUAUGAAUAUGUUAGACCCGAUAAAGCAUUUAGAUAUAUUUCGGAACAAGUUAGUCAUCAUCCGCCAAUAAGUGCAUGUUAUUGUGAAUCACCAAAUUAUGAUUUUUUUGCCGAGGUGGACGUAAAAUCAAAGUUUUGGGGAAAAUCAUUUGAAAUAUUACCACAAGGUGUAUCACAUGUAAAUUUAAAAGUAUUAAAUGAUUAUUGGCCAAAAUCUUUACCUGAUACAUUGAAGAAGCCGGCAAAUGAAAAUGGAGAAGUAUUUAUUGAACAUUAUUCGUGGAAAAAGGUUACAACUUGCGUGAAUAAUUUAAUUGUAGGUACUCCAUGGAUAGAUCAUUAUGGUGACAUGAUUAUAACAAAUCAUUUAACCGGUGAUAAAUGUGUACUCACUUUCAAAGCAAGAGGUUGGAGAGGUAAAGAUGCUUUUGAGAUAAGAGGUUUUGUUAAAGAUGGCGAAAAUGAUCAAGAGGUUUGGGAAAUUGCUGGCAGAUGGAAUGAAAGAUUAAUUGCAAGACGUUGUGAUAUUAAUUUGAGUGGUGCUAGUGAAGUUGAUUUGGGUAGUGAUAAAGCUGCUGAGCACGCUUAUCAGCAUCAUACUGCAGGAAAUAGCAAUAGUUUAGAUGGAAUACCUAUGACACCAAUAAGCCCUUCUUCCUUGCAAUAUAGAAGACCUAUCGUACUUUUAUGGAAAAAAUCUCCUACACCUGAAGAACCAAUGCCUUUUAAUUUAACACCCUUUGCUAUAACAUUAAAUGACCUGCCUGGAAAUUUAGUACCUUGGAUAGCUCCUACUGAUAGUCGUCUUAGACCUGAUCAGAGAGCUAUGGAAUUAGGCAAUUACGAUUUAGCUAGUACUGAGAAGGUUAGAUUAGAAGAAAAACAGAGAGAAAAGAGAAAGAAAAGAGAACAAGGAGUAGAUAAAGAAUUUGUUCCAAGAUGGUUUACAAAGAAGAUUGAGAAAGAUACUGGCGAGUUAUAUUGGGAGUUUAAUCAUGAAUAUUGGAAAGAAAGAGAACGUGCUGGCAAGGAAAAAGUUGAAGGUAAUGGUCAAGGUAAAUGGAAUAUUGAUGAUGAUAUAUUUUAACUUUUUUUACAAAAUUUGAUAUAUCUGAAACAAUUUUUUUAGACAGAAACUUUAUGUAGUUUAUUUAUAUUUACAUUAAUUGUAAUUACCUUUUAAUAAAAAAAAAAAAUUUAAUAUAAAAUUUAAGUUGGAUAAAA